AUACAAGUUAAUUCAAAUUUUAAAACGUGCACGAAUAAUACAAUUGUGCUUUAUAUUAUAAUAUAUUAUAAUAUAUAUAAUAUAUAUAAUAUAUAUAAUAUAUAUAAUAUAUAUAAUAUAUUUAUUACGUAUUUUGAGAUUAAUAUAUAAAAAUUAACACAGUAUUUUUUAAUAUAUAAGUUUAAAUAGUGUGCUGUAUACGUAUAGAAAAAAGAUUAUCGUAUUUAAAUUACUUUAUACUUUAAAUCAUUGCUUAUUAUUUAUUGUAUAUAUAUUUUAAAAAUAAGAAUGGAUUAUGAAAAAUAUUACGAUCGGAGAGGAGAUGGAAGUUAUGUUAUACAUUUUCCUAAUAACAAAGGAUUAACUAUGAAAGAGGUUAACACUAUAUUUUCCUCAUUUGGUAAAGUUUUAUCCGCAGAUGAUCGUGGACAACCUAAUGGAUUAUGUUUUGUAAAAUUAGAAACAGCUGAAGAUGCAAAACAAUGUAUUGAAGCUUUUAAGAAUCAUAAAUUUAUUAAAAUUUUACCACACAUAACUAAAAAAUUUGUUAAUGUAAAAAGAAAAUCAUACAAUGAAAAUAAGAAAACAUUUAAACAAAAUUUUACUGUAAAUAAUUCAGAUAACAACAUCAAAAACAACAACAACAUCAAUAACAAUGAUUUAUUUGCAAAAAAGAUUCAAGAAAAAUGCAAUCAGUCUGAUUCUAAUAUAUCAGAAUCGAUAUCUAUAAAAGAUAAUUUUAAUAGUGAUAUAAAAAUUGAAGAAAAUAAAAAAUCUACAUCGAUAUCAUCUUUAAGGCAUUUUUUAAAACUUAAAAAUUUACGAAGAGUUGUAUCAAGUACUUCAAUUUCAUCAGAAGCUACUAAUGAAAAUUUGAAUAGAUUGGAAGAAAUUCCGUUUAAUGAAACAGAAAUUCCAUCAUUGGUAUCUAUUGACAAAAAAUAUAAAUCACCCAAUAUUAAAGUUCCUUCAUCAUCCACAAAGGUUAUUCCGGCACAAGAAGUAAUUGUAGCUAAUAUACAUCCAAAUAUAAGUAUACAUUAUAUAUUACAUCUUUUUGAAAAAUAUAAUCCAAUAUCAGUAUCACUUAUGAUGACAGCACCAAAUACUAGAAUAUUAUAUUGUCAUGUUUAUUUUAAAACAUAUGAGGAAGCAUAUUCAACAAUGAAAGAAUUUGAUAAAUAUUCUCUACAUGGAAAAUACCUUAUUGUUUUGACAUCUGAGAAAUUAAUAGAAGAAGCACUUUAAUGAUAAACAUAUAUAUAUAUAAAUAUAUAUAUAUAUUUUUUUUUUUUUGAUUUUACGAUUAUUACAAUCAUUUAAUAAAUAUUGAAAUAAAUUUACAAUAUUAUUUUUGUAUUAUACAAAUAUAUAUGAAUUAUUAUUUUCUUUGAUAUUUUUUUUAGUAUUUCUUUAGUAUUCAUAACUAAUAAUAAUUUUUUAAAUCACAUUAAAUCACGAAACAAUAUCAAUAUAAUAUAUAAAAUAUUAAUAGUUUUUGUAUGCUUGCAUAAAAAUAUUCUUUACAAUUUAAGUUAUUCAUUAUUUGUAUAAUUCACAAAUGUAAAUAAUUUAUUUACAAUAAUGUUAUUUUUUGUAUAAAAUUUACAAAAUUUAUGUAUUUUUUUAUAAUAAAAAUUUUAUAACGUA
Molecule: messenger RNA, 1650 nt
Organism: Apis cerana (Asiatic honeybee)
Lineage: Eukaryota; Metazoa; Arthropoda; Insecta; Hymenoptera; Apidae
Molecular function (GO): RNA binding
Source: RefSeq, a predicted model, not a curated record